AUGCUGGGUCAUUCUACUACGGAAGCUAUCUACCUUAUCAUGAGGUUGGUGGAACAAUACAGGGAUAGGAAGAGGGAUUUGCAUAUGAUGUUUACUGACCUAGAGAAGGCGUAUGACAAGGUCCCCAGGGACGUCCUUUGGAGAUAUCUGGAGGUGAAAGGUGUGCCAGUGGCUUACAUUAGGGAAAUAAAGGAUAUCUAUGAUAGAGCUAGGACUCGGUUAGGACUGUGGGAGGUGACUCAGAGCCUUUUCCGGUGGUUAUGGGUUCUGAUUGAUGCGAUGCGAGGCGGCGUUAAUGGAAGGCUAGAGUUAUGGAGGCAGGCUCUGAAGUCUAAAUGUUUCAAGUUGAGUAGGACUAAGACGGAAUAUGUGGAAUGUAAGUUCAACGAGGUGACAAGGGAGGCAGAUGUGGAAGUUAGGCUUGACUCACAGACUGGUUCCCUAUGGCCUGCUACUCUGCUGCUGGGACCUGGGCUUGGACAGGCUCUUGGGCUGCAUCCUAUGGCUGACUAG
Messenger RNA from Nicotiana tabacum (common tobacco), 513 nucleotides. NCBI's taxonomy places the organism in Eukaryota, Viridiplantae, Streptophyta, Magnoliopsida, Solanales, Solanaceae. The record is from RefSeq and is a predicted model, not a curated record.